This is a messenger RNA of Rubroshorea leprosula, 901 nucleotides long. NCBI's taxonomy places the organism in Eukaryota, Viridiplantae, Streptophyta, Magnoliopsida, Malvales, Dipterocarpaceae. The record is from the annotation of a GenBank genome assembly.
AAAACCAAUAAUAAAAUUUUCAUCUUCGAUCCAUGGCUUCCCGUCGCCGAAUGCUUUUGAAGGUCAUAAUUCUCGGAGACAGCGGGGUUGGCAAAACAUCUCUCAUGAAUCAGUUUGUUAAUCGAAAGUUUAGUAAUCAAUACAAGGCAACAAUAGGUGCUGAUUUUUUGACAAAAGAGGUUCAAUUUGAAGAUAAGUUAUUUACAUUGCAGAUAUGGGACACUGCUGGACAGGAAAGGUUUCAAAGUUUGGGUGUUGCUUUCUAUCGUGGUGCAGAUUGCUGUGUUCUUGUGUAUGAUGUGAAUGUUAUGAAGUCAUUUGAUAAUCUUAAUAAUUGGCGGGAAGAGUUUCUGAUUCAGGCGAGUCCAUCUGAUCCUGAAAACUUUCCAUUUGUUGUGUUGGGGAACAAGAUAGAUAUUGAUGGUGGCAACAGUCGAGUGGUUUCUGAAAAGAAAGCUAAGGCUUGGUGUGCUUCAAAGGGGAAUGUACCUUAUUUUGAGACCUCUGCAAAAGAGGGAUUCAACGUGGAUGCUGCUUUCGAAUGCAUAACCAGAAAUGCACUAAAGAUUGAACCUGAAGAAGACAUAUACGUUCCUGAAACCAUAGAUGUCACGGACGGAGGACAGCAGCAAAGAUCAACUGGAUGUGAGUGCUAAGAAGGUCAUGGAAGUGUGGCUCCUUUGCUUGCAAUACAAACUGCAAGCAAAGUUCCCAUCCAUAACGGCAGGCUAUAGCAAUCCAUAAACCAGGAGAAGCAUUUUUAUAGUCAAUUUGUAUAUCUUAAACUUAAACGCUUCUUGAGUUCUUUAUUUCUUUUUAUUUCCCUUCUAAAUUUGAUUCUUCUAUUUAUUUACUUUUUUUUUUUUUAUUGUUUAGUAUAUGCAUGGAAGUUAUUGUACUU